AGCAGCUCACGCUCCGAUGGGAAUCCGUCCGUCCGAGCGUGGAGCUCCUUGGGCAGAUGAAGAUGUAGCCUGCGACAUGCUGCGACAUGGGUGAUUGAAAGUUGCUUGAGCCAUCCAACUAUCACAGGUGUCAGCCUACUAUAUAGCUUCCAGCAAUCAGUUGAUGCAGCCUUAUAUGCAGCUCUCUUAGAAUGGUCAACUUCGUCUUCUGGCUGACCGGCCUCAUCCACACUGCGGCCAUCGUCCACCAUGCGGACCAGACGACCGAGCUGAGGGAUCACUGGACGGCUGAUGCGGUACCCAAUCCAAUGAAGAGUCCGGAGCAGUGUGGUCUUUCAGCACCAGGACAUCUCUGCGAUCCGGAUCUAUUGCUUUCCGAGAACGAACGGCGAGACAUUGAGCAGGUCCUCCUGAACAUCACCCGACAGACUGGAGUGAUGUGCCCUGAUGGCAAAAAUCAUUCUUACCAAGCUGCCGUGCUGGUGGUGAGGAGCGUGGCACGCUCCGAAUGGCUGGGCUGGUGGAACAAGGAGCGGACGGGCGAAGCAUUCGCCCAUCAUGUGGGAGAUGCUUGGGGAGUUGGCCAUGCUGGCUGCGAUAAUGGUGUGAUGCUUUUCCUCUCCAUCAGUGACCGCAUGUUCUACCUGAAAACCGCCAAAAAGACUCGCGAAGUGCUGACGGAUGGCCUUGCACAACGAAUUUUGGACAACAUGAAGCCGCUCCUGAAGGGUGGAUACGUGGCUGAUGCCAUCCUCAAGGGCUCCUCGGAGAUUCUCUUGGCGCUCCAGGGAAGCACCGUGCCCGUCUAUCGGUCAUGGGGUGACUACUUCACCAUUUUCAUUCUGAGUAUCGUUUUCUGCUGCCAUUUGCCACAGAUCUUGGCAUUCUUUCUCGUCGCGAUUGCUGCAGUGUUUGGGCUUUUGCUCUAUCCUUUUGCCAAGCUGGCUGAUGUCUUCAGUGGAUGGUGGCGGAAUUGGCACACGAGUCAGGCACAGCAGGAUCUGGAACGAGUCCAACUGGAAUUGGACAAGGAUGAAUUCGACCAAGCGAUGUGCCCCAUUUGUUUGGAGGACUUUAACUUCGAUGGUGGGAAAAGCGGGGACAUGCAGAAGUUGGAGUGCAAGCACUGCUUUCAUGGGGCAUGCAUUGCAGAGUGGCUUCGUGACCAUGAGUCUUGCCCCUUGUGCCGCGCAGAGGUCGAUGUGCAGCUAACAGAGGCGGAUCAGAAGAAGCCCGAGCACUAUCAGAGGCGCUUGCGGUUCUACCUCUCAAGGUUGAGUUCACGUUAUCCGAGCACCUUUCGUUCCUCCCGCACGCCUUUCUACACCUCAAGCAAUGAUCACUACUUUGUGUACGUGCACAGUCCUGGAUGGACGGACUCCUUGUCGGGGCACUUCCACAGCAUCACCACGGCCUCCAGCCACAUGGCCUCUGUGGGCCCAGGCGGUGGUGGCGGUGGUGGUGGCUUCGGCGGGGGCGGCUUCGGCGGCGGUGGCGGCGCGGGCGGCGGAUGGUGAUGUGGCGGGCCGGCGCGGAAGCGCAAAUGAGAUCCAGGUAGGGGCCAUGGAUUUACUUG
This is a messenger RNA of Durusdinium trenchii, 1576 nucleotides long. Lineage: Eukaryota; Dinophyceae; Suessiales; Symbiodiniaceae. The record is from the annotation of a GenBank genome assembly.